AUGAACAGCUUCUUGUCUUUUUUGCUGCUGGGCCUCGUCAGUCUGGUCCAGGCACUGAGUUCUACAGGCAACCGUCUCCUGGUAGUCCUCGAGGAAGCCUCGGACAAGUCCAAGUACUCGUCCUUCUUUGGCGAUCUUGAGUCCCGUGGAUACACCGUCACAUACGAGUCACCAAAGUCCAAGAGCCUCUCGCUGUUCAAGCACGGCAACCUCGCAUACGACCAUCUUGUCCUCCUGCCUCCCAAGUCCAAGGGCUUCGGUCCCCAAUUGACCCCCAACGCCCUCGUCGACUACGUCAACAACAACGGCAAUGUUCUGCUCGCCCUCACCGCCGACCAGCCCAUCCCUGCCGCCGUUGCUUCUCUCCUUCUCGAAUUCGAUGUCACUCUCCCUCCGGAGCGUAGCGCUCUCGUCGUCGACCACAUCAACUACGACUCCAACUCAGCUGCCGACAAGCACGAUGUUUUGCUUAUCCCCGCUCCCAAGACCUUGAAGACCGGUGUCAAGAACUACUUCGAUGUAGAUGGAACUCUUGCCGUCCCUCGUGCUGUUGGUCAGCUUCUGGGCAACGCCAGCCCCCUGCUUUCGCCCGUCCUGCGCGCCCCCGAGACGGCAUACUCGUACAACCCCAAGGAGGAAGAAUCUCUCGAGGAUGUCUUUGCUUCUGGCUCUCAGUUGUCGCUCGUCUCCACCUUCCAGGCCAGAAACUCGGCCCGUUUCACUGUCCUUGGUUCUGCUGAGAUGCUGCAGGAUGCCUGGUUCAAUGCUCAGGUCAAGGCCCCUCGUGAUUCCGAGGCCACUGCUACUGCCAACAAAGCCUUUGCCGAAAGACUGUCUGCCUGGACUUUCCAGGAGAUUGGUGUGCUCAAGGUCGGCAAGGUUCAGCACUACCUCAAUGAGGGCAAGGUCAAGGAAUCCACCAACCUGAGCGUCUCUGAAUUCCCCGAGAUCAACCCUAUCAUGUACAGGAUCAAGAACGAUGUCCACUUCUCGAUCGAACUGUCCGAGUACAAUGGUGACCGCUGGAUUCCCUUCCUCCCUGCUUCCGGAGACUCUCUUCAGCUCGAGUUCAGCAUGCUGUCUCCCUUCCAUCGUGUGACUUUGGACCCAGUCAAGCCGACUACCAACAGCACCAUCUUCGAAGCCAGCUUUACCGUGCCCGAUCAGCAUGGCAUCUUCAACUUCAUCGUCAACUACAAGCGUCCUUUCCUCAGCAACAUCUACGAGAAGCGCACCGUCACUGUCCGCCACUUUGCUCACGAUGAGUGGCCACGCAGUUUCGUCAUCAGCGGUGCCUACCCCUGGAUUGCUGGCAUCGGUGUCACGGCCACUGGCUGGCUGAUCUUCGUCGCUGUCUGGCUCUACAGCAAGCCUGAUGAGUCCAAGGCCAAGAAGACGCAAUAG
Molecule: messenger RNA, 1404 nt
Organism: Aureobasidium namibiae CBS 147.97
Lineage: Eukaryota; Fungi; Ascomycota; Dothideomycetes; Dothideales; Saccotheciaceae
Product: oligosaccharyl transferase subunit beta
Exons: 3
Coding region: 1-1404 (467 amino acids)
Cellular component (GO): oligosaccharyltransferase complex; endoplasmic reticulum membrane
Source: RefSeq, a predicted model, not a curated record